Astyanax mexicanus (Mexican tetra) is the source of this 2747-nucleotide messenger RNA. It is a transcript of the gene plxdc2a, whose product is annotated as plexin domain containing 2a. The record is from RefSeq and is a predicted model, not a curated record. Lineage: Eukaryota; Metazoa; Chordata; Actinopteri; Characiformes; Acestrorhamphidae. Bases 48 to 1802 code for a protein of 584 amino acids. The transcript has 14 exons.
UGGUUCUCCUGGCUGGUUCUAGCUGAGACUGAGAGCUGGAGCUGGGCAUGGCGGGGGCAGCAGGACUCAGCUUUGUGUUUGGAGUGUUCUCAGUGAUUCAGUGUGAGGGGGUCUUCACUGAGGGGCUGAGAGGUGGUGCCUCCAGUGCAGUCUUUCAGAGAUUUUCUGAUGUAGUGAGUGCAGCCAUGGACGUGAACCUCCACAAAGCACAGAGAGAACCAGGGGCAGAGCCGCCACCGUCCCUCAGACAGGGAGGCCACUCACUGCUCCAAGAGCGAGGUCAAUACCAGGAGCACGGCAAGCCGGACUCUGAGCGCCUCCAUGAUAUAGUGACCAAUGACAGUCAUGGAAACAGCUCACAGAUUGAGAGAGACAUGGACCACAUCUAUUAUGUCUCCAAAAUCUACGGCCCCACGGAAGCUGCAGGCCGGGACCUGUGGAUAAACAUUGAGCAGAUGGACAAAGGAAAGAUUCAUGGAGAGAUUUCCAACACCCACAGACAAGCUUUGAGAGUGAACUUGUCCUUCGAGUUUCCCUACUAUGGACAUUUACUGAGAGAGAUCACCAUCACUACAGGCGGCUUCCUCUACACCGGAGGGAUCCUCCACAAGAUGCUGACAGCCACUCAGUACAUCGCUCCACUCAUGGCCAACUUUGACCCAAGCAUCUCUCCAAACUCCACCAUAGUUUACUGUGACAAUGGUUCAGCUCUUGUUGUGCAGUGGGAUCACGUUUACCUCCAAGACGCCUCACAUCUGGGUAGUUUCACCUUCCAGGCUGCUCUACACAGCGAUGGCAGGAUCACCUUUGCCUACAAAGAGAUUCCCACUGACAUCAAUGAGAUCAGUUCAGUGAAUCACCCUGUAAAAGUCGGCCUUUCUGAUGCUUUUGUGGUGCUUCACAAGAUUCAGCAGAUUCCUGAUGUCCGAAGAAGAACAAUAUAUGAAUACCAUCGAGUUGAGCUUCUGAAAUCCAAGAUUACCAACCGCUCCUCCGUUGAGAUGCUGCCUCUGCCGACCUGCCUCCAGUUCUCCAGCUGUGACAGCUGCACUACGGCUCACAUCGGAUUCAACUGUAGCUGGUGCAGCCGCCUUCAGAGAUGUUCCAGUGGCUUUGACCGAAAUCGACAGGACUGGGUUGACAGCGGAUGUCUGGAUGAGAUGAAGAACCAGAGCUGCAGUCAGACUGCAAAUAUAUCCCAGCACCUCAGUGUAACCAUUACACCGCCAAUCAAUAAAGCUGUGGACGCAGGAACGACAGGGAAGAUCUCCAGGUCUAAGGCUUCAGCAAAGCCUACCAGAACCUCCACAACGACCAGAAGUACCAGAACCGGCUCAGCCACAGACUCUUCUCCCAACAGCACCCAUACUGAGGAUGACACAAACAUGGCACUUCAUUUGACAGAAGAUGGAGCCUCUGCCACAGACAGUCUAGAGAAUAAGAAUGAAGAGAGGCUGCAGACGGGUCUGCUCGUGGGUAUUUUGGUCACUAUGCUGCUUUUGGUGACUGCAGUAAUGGUGACACUCUACAUGUACCACCACCCUACGUCCACCGCCAGUUUGUUCUUCAUAGAGAGAAGACCAAGGCACUGGCCUGCAAUGAAGUUUCGUCGAGGCUCUGGCCAUCCAGCCUAUGCGGAAGUGGAAGCUAUGGCCCGAGACAAGGAAGGCUUCAUUGUAAUGGAGCCCAAAGACAGCUUCAUUAUUUCAGACCGGCGAGAGAGCUCCGUCACCACUGACCAAAGAGACGGCUUCAUCGUGCCUGACCAGAGAGAACGCUUUCUCGUCAUGGAGACUUGCUGACAUAUAGUUCCAAUCCCAGCCCACUGUGGAAGAGACUUACAGAUAGAAACAUACCUCAGAAAAAAGUUGUCUUCUUCUCUCAAUUCUUUAUUUAUUUUGACAACAGCUGUGGAUAUAAUCAGUUGAACACUGGGGGUGGUGAAAAUGAUGCUGUACUUUUUAAGAAGGGGACAUUGUCUGUUCACAGUAUCCUUUUUGCACUACAGACAGUUUUCUAACAAGGGGAAAGACAUUUUCUUGACACAGUGUGAACAUACACUCUCUUAGGCCAUUUUCACAUUACCAGGCUAGAACGACUCUGCCUUAAUCAGACCUGCCAGCAUGUACGCAUUUUGCGUAACGGGUACAAAUUUUUACCUUCAAGUAGACUUAAGUAAGAGUCCAUGUUCUAAAGUAUGCAUAUCAUUUGAUGUCACAUUUCGCCAUGCUGUACCAAGUUUGUUUUUGUGAAUGUGUUUGCGUCCAUUUGCGCAGGAAAGUUACCUACUGAGCCCUCAGGUACUUUCAUCCACACUUCACUUUCCUCCAAACUGUCACUGUGCUGAAGACUCUCUCAAUCUCUCUCUCUCUAACUUGAGAUAUGAUAAUACAGUAAAAAAAAUAACUCUAGUCUUCCAGACUUAAACCACACAAUGCUAUUAUUACUGCCCUUCUCCCAAACAUACAUGGGGAAAAAAAACUACCAGCAUUAAAAAAAGUAAAUCAUGAUUUUAUUUGAUUUAAGCGAGUGACACAAUUAAUAUAAAUACAAUUCAAUUUUGUCAAAAUAAUGCUGAUUUUUUAUUUUAAAUUUUUGAAUACCUAAUAAUAAAAGCUUAAGAUAAUCCGGUCGGUCACGUGGUUUACACAUGUGCACUGUUUCAUAUUUGCACUGGUGAUUUUAAUAUUUUUGUUUCAAGUAAUUAAAAAAACUAUUAUAUAUAUAUAUAUUUUUUUUUAUUACCU